Ananas comosus (pineapple) is the source of this 1125-nucleotide messenger RNA. Its product is annotated as GTP-binding nuclear protein Ran1B-like. Gene Ontology annotation, molecular function: GTP binding; GTPase activity. The coding region runs from base 156 to 821 and encodes 221 amino acids. Lineage: Eukaryota; Viridiplantae; Streptophyta; Magnoliopsida; Poales; Bromeliaceae. Gene Ontology annotation, biological process: ribosomal subunit export from nucleus; protein import into nucleus. Gene Ontology annotation, cellular component: cytoplasm; nucleus. The transcript is spliced from 8 exons. The record is from RefSeq and is a predicted model, not a curated record.
GGUCGCGUGGAUUCGCAGCCCGAGUCCUCGCUAUAUAUACUCCCCGCUCCUCAACCUCAUCGCUCCUCAUCUCCACUUCGUAAAAAAAAACAAAAAAAAAUUCAAAAUCCUUGCCUGCUCCUUCCGAUUCCUCACUGAAACAACCGAAGAAACAAAUGGCUCUUCCGAACCAGCAAACGGUGGAUUACCCUAGCUUUAAGCUCGUGAUCGUCGGGGACGGUGGCACAGGGAAGACGACAUUCGUCAAGAGGCAUCUUACCGGGGAGUUUGAGAAGAAAUACGAACCUACCAUUGGUGUUGAAGUCCAUCCCUUGGAUUUCCACACCAAUUGUGGAAGGAUCAGAUUCUACUGCUGGGAUACUGCUGGGCAGGAGAAGUUUGGUGGGCUUCGGGAUGGAUACUACAUACAUGGUCAAUGUGCAAUCAUCAUGUUUGAUGUUACUGCUAGGCUUACAUACAAGAAUGUUCCCACAUGGCACCGGGAUCUCUGCCGGGUGUGUGAGAAUAUUCCUAUUGUUCUUUGUGGAAACAAAGUUGAUGUAAAGAACAGGCAGGUGAAAGCGAAGAUGGUCACAUUCCACAGGAAGAAGAAUCUCCAGUACUAUGAAAUUUCUGCUAAGAGCAAUUACAAUUUUGAGAAGCCUUUCCUCUAUUUGGCAAGAAAGCUUGCCGGGGAUCCGAAUCUUCACUUUGUUGAGUCACCUGCUCUUGCACCUCCUGAGGUUCACAUUGACCUAGUUGCACAACAUCAGUACGAAGCUGAGAUAGCCGCUGCAGCAGCGCAACCUCUUCCUGACGACGAUGAUGAUGCAUUUGAUUAAGCGUAUAUUUCAGGCGCCGAACAUACAUAUUCGAAAGGCGUUCAACACUCGGAAAAUAUCCAUUGGAGUACCUUUGUAUGUGUAACUCCGAGUAUAGUCGUCUUGGAGUCUGAAGGGAAAUUUUAGUUGGGACCUGCUCUUUUAGAUGCUGUCUUGGUGUUUUAGUUUCUGUCUCUUUUAAAUGUUCUUUGGAAUGUUUAUUUCUCUACUAAAGCUGAAGAGUGCCUUCAGCAUGCUAUUUUCCUGAUUGUUAUCGUACUUCUCCGUGAGAUCAAUUAUUAUCGCAACUGAUUCUGGAUUUUCA